Molecule: messenger RNA, 3848 nt
Organism: Oncorhynchus masou masou (cherry salmon)
Lineage: Eukaryota; Metazoa; Chordata; Actinopteri; Salmoniformes; Salmonidae
Product: dexamethasone-induced protein homolog
Exons: 2
Coding region: 509-778 (89 amino acids)
Source: RefSeq, a predicted model, not a curated record
UGACCGUAAGGUCGGACUGUUUUGAUGCAGUAAGCGGAAAUGUUGACAUGAAAAUGUAACGGGAGGUCUGGAUUAUCGAAUGUAUUUCCAUCGAUAGAACAUAUUCCUGUAUAAUAAUUAAAACGCUAUAGUCGUUGGCCGGUAAUAGCUAACCAGGGCAGGCAUGUUGCAAAUAACGCAACAGUUUUUUUCCCUUCGACCUUCUCAGAGAAUAUCAAGAAUGCAUCGAGUUAACACUGUGUUUACAUGAACUAGCGGUGUCGAGCUGAACGGGCUUUCUUUUGUUUGUUAUAGGUUAUUUCGUGUACCUCCUAACUAAUGUCUAUCGCUUGAUAGCUGUGCUAUUGCAAAAGCUGGCAUUUCAGGACAAAUCCUUGCUGUCUUCCCUGAAAUGGACACUCCAAAUACACUGUCCAUGUUACUGCUGGUCUCAGAGCAGUGACACUGUCCUUGUCCUGCUCCUUGUCAACAUAACGAGCUGAGCUAAACUUUCCCGGAUUAGUUUUCUAUGACACUCAAAACUUAUGCUCGACUAGAUUCGUUGGAAUCGCUCCUCAACGAACUUCCCUGUAUGUUUUAUCUGGGCCUGUUUUUUGUGAACGUUUUGAUCCUCUACUAUGCCUUUCUAAUGGAAUACAUUGUCCUGAAUGUGGGGAUAGUGUUUCUACCGGAAGAUAUGGACCAGGCGCUGGUGGACCUAGGGGUAUUAUCUGACCCGGCCUCUGUCCCUUACGACACGGACACAGAACUCGAUGUUUUCGAGAGGUACCUGGAGUGAGCUGGGGCGGUAUGCUCCGCAGGGGUGAACUGGACUCCUACCGGCCUGUGAUGAUGAUGAUGAUGAUGAUGAUGAUGAUGAUGAUGAUGUUGGGAGAGACUGACACUGGGAACUCAAGGAGGAGGAUAUUUGUCUUGGCUUGGAACAACAUUGGCUGCAGGAUGAAAAAGUUGUCAAGGCUCAAGACCAGAUAUCUGGAGAGAGUCAGAACCAACAGACAGACAGGACAAUUCACAGCAGAGUUACCUGUCAAAACUGUCUUAACUGGCCAAUCAACAAGCAGACCUGUCUAACUGUGGCCAAUCAACAAGCAGAACUGUCAAACUGUGUCCAAUCAACAAGCAGAACUGUCAAACUGUGUCCAAUCAACAAGCAGAACUGUCUAACUGGCCAAUCAACUACCAGAACUGUCUAACUGGCCAAUCAACAAGCAGACCUGUCUAACUGUGGCCAAUCAACAAGCAGACCUGUCUAACUGUGGCCAAUCAACAAGCAGACCUGUAUAACUGUGGUCAAUCAACAAGCAGGACUGUCCAACUGGCCAAUCAACAAGCAGACCUGUCUAACUGGCCUAUCAACAAGCAGGACUGUGACUGGCCAAUCAACAAGCAGGACUGUGACUGGCCAAUCAACAAGCAGGACUGUGACUGGCCAAUCAACAAGCAGGACUGUCUAACUGGCCAAUCAACAAGCAGGACUGUGACUGGCUAAUCAACAAGCAGAACUGUCUCACUGGCCAAUCAACAAGCAGAACUGGCUAAUCAACAAGCAGAACUGUGACUGGCCAAUUAACAAGCAGACCUGUCUAACUGGCCAAUCAACAAGCAGAACUGUCUAACUGGCCAAUCAACAAGCAGAACUGUCUAACUGGCCAAUCAACAAGCAGAACUGUCUAACUGGCCGAUCAACAAGCAGACCUGUCUAACUGGCCAAUCAACAAGCAGAACUGGCCAAUCAACAAGCAGGACUGUCUAACUGGCCAAUCAACAAGCAGAACUGUCCAACUGGGGACAACGUUACACUAACUCUGACCCUAGAGAACUGACCUUGGAUCAGUCAACCUGCUUCAGGUUCUUCUACACUUCUGGGAAUGUUAUCAAAUGUUUUUUUAAAGACUGUUUUAAACAACCAGGAAACCAGCAGUUAUUUCUGGUUGUUUAUCAGAGUUAUCUGGCUUAGCUGGUUGAUCCUGCUGUUGUAUCGUACCCCUCAGGGUGUGUGGCCUGGAGAAGUGUUUGUUGUGUUAUUAAGAGAUGUGUGGUAUGAAAGACAUUUGACAGAUUGUGGUCCGGUCCUCCUCCUACCUGUCUCGUCUCUCUUCGUUCAUCUUGGCCACUGUGACGGGUGUGAACAAACACAGGUGACUCUUGUUUAGUACCGAUCUUGGAUCAGUGUGCCAUCCACCAAGGGGGGGGCAGGAAGUGACCUUUAGAUCGGUGCCUGUAGACUCUAGAGGCAGCUUCACCUUGCCCUGCUCUGACUCUGACUCUCUCAAAGGGGUGAGGUCUAUGUUCAUGUCGUCUCUGGUGUCUGCCAAUCAAUAAUCAAUAAUACUGUAUCAGCUUGGUCCUGAUCAAUAACCCACCACAGACCAGGCUGCUUCCCUGCUAGGCUCCCCCCCCCCCGGAGAACAACUCCCAGCGUGCAUUGGGCUGGAUGGCUGAAGUACCUGGUGACUUUACUGCUAAUGUCAAUCAACCUCUACGCUAUAACGGCUCAUAAGGGAUUAGUUUAUAAUGCAGUGUUGUUCCUCUGCUCUGUCGGCUGUGUAUUAUAAUGGGGGGGGGUGGGGGGGUCUCACCCCAUCCACCUGUAGAUAGCAGUAACACCCACCUGGGGGGUGGGGGGGGACAUCCUGGGCCCUUUACGGCAAUAGGAGGCUCUGACGCCAUACCCACCCCCACCCCAACCACCUGUAGAUAGCUGUAACACCCACCUGGGGGGGGCACAUUCAGGGGCCUUUACAGCAAUAGAAGGCUCUAAUGCCAUACCCCCCCCCAACCACCUGUAGAUGGCAGUAACACCCACCUGGGGGGGGGGGGGCACAUUCAGGGGCCUUUACAGCAAUAGAAGGCUCUAAUGCCAUACCCCUCCCCCCACCCCAUCCACCUGUAGAUAGCAGUAACACCCCCCCAACCACCUGUAGAUAGUAGUAACACCCCCCCCCACCCCAACCACCUGUAGAUAGCAGUAACACCCCCCCACACCACCACCUGUAGAUAGCAGUAACACCCCACCACCACAGCAGCCAUUUUAAACCAAAAUGUUUCAGCAGUGCAGCUGACAGUAGAGAGGUGAGGAGGACAUCUUACACCCCUCUUCAUCGUCAUCAUGAAGACACCCCCCCACCCCAGCCUUCACAUCCUCUUCAUCAUCAUCAUGAAGACACCCCCCGAGCACCAGCCUUCACAUCCUCUUCAUCAUCAUCAUUGACAUCCCCCCAGCCUUCACAUCCUCUUCAUCAUCAUCAUGAAGACAUCCCACCCCAGCACCAGCCUUCACAUCCUCUUCAUCAUCAUCAUGAAGACAUCCCACCCCAGCCUUCACAUGACAUGUUAUAAGGAGCUAUGGUGUGUUAUAAGAAGCUAUGAUGUGUUAUAAGAAGCUAUGAUGUGUUAUAAGGAACUAUGAUGUGUUAUAAGAAGCUAUGAUGUGUUCUAAGGAGCUAUGACGUGUUAUAAGGAACUAUGAUGUGUUAUAAGAAGCUAUGAUGUGUUCUAAGGAGCUAUGACGUUUUAUAACAUGUUAUAAGGAGCUAUGAUGUGUUAUAAGGAGCUAUGACGUGUAAUAAGGAACUAUGAUGUGUUAUAACGUGUUAUAAGGAGCUAUGAUGUGUUAUAACGUGUUAUAAGGAGCUAUGAUGUGUUAUAAGGAGUUAUGAUGUGUUAUAACGUGUUAUAAGGAGCUAUGAUGUGUUUUAAUGUGUUAUAAGGAGCUAUGAUGUGUUAUAACGUGUUAUAAGGAGCUAUGACGUGUUAUAAGGAGCUAUGACGUGUUAUAAGAAGCUAUAAGCGUUCAUACAGUGGUUCAUAUUCCAAUGCAUAUUUAAUAAACCAUCGAUGAGUGGAUG